Molecule: messenger RNA, 2350 nt
Organism: Lottia gigantea (owl limpet)
Lineage: Eukaryota; Metazoa; Mollusca; Gastropoda; Lottiidae
Exons: 11
Coding region: 1-1563 (520 amino acids)
Molecular function (GO): protein binding
Source: RefSeq, a predicted model, not a curated record
AUGCCAAUAUCAAACCUUCAGGUAGAAGUCAAUCUAACCCAGACUGAUAUUUCAGGAUUUAUUGAGUUUUAUGAUGGAUUUCUUCCAGAUUCCCAACUAAUCACAACUUUCAGCUCAAAAUCAAGUUUCUACCCAGUUACCUCCCCUGGCAGUAAUUUACUGAUUGUAGCAAGAAAUUUCACGACAGAAUCCGUGCCUGGUUCAUUUAUCAGUGUUAUUGAUAGUUGUAAUGUAGUUACCAGUGAAAACAAGGGAAGUUACUCUCUUUCAUCAUUAGCUGUUAACCAGACUCAAUGUCAGUGGACAAUUUCUCCUCAUAAUAAAGAUGGAGUUAUCUCCCUUGAAUUUAAGACUAUAAGUCUGCGAGCGAAAGACUCCCUGACUAUUAGCGGUAUAUCUAAUAUAACUAACGUACUGGCCAAAUUCACCGGACCGACAGACGUCAGUUUUAUACCUAACGUAGACAUCUCAGCCUCAAAAAUUAUUCAGUUAGUUUUUGAAACAACCAAUAAUUGUAGUGUAAAUUGUACAGAGCCUUCUGUUGUGGCUGAUUAUACUCAAAAUGACGCAUGUAUUGGACAACUUCAACAUCCAAGCGGAGUUCUGACCAGUCCAAAAUGGCCCAAUGUCUACCCAGUAAAUGCCCAAUGCCUGUGGGCCGACACUGAAACAGUUAACGAUACCCGAAUGCUGUACAUGUCUUUUGAGAAAUUCAAUCUCCCUAACAACCAUUCCUUGGAAUUGAUGAGCGGUUUCCAGGAAGCCUGGAAUAUCAACAAGAAAUUCACCGGAAAUACUCUACCAAAUGACAUCAUAGUCAAGGGGGAUAACUAUCAACUGAUUUUCAACUCCCAGCAGACAUCAACUCACCUGACAGCUGAAGUGGGUCAAGGUUUUCAAGCUAAUUAUAGAUUUUUAGAUUGUGGUGGAUUUAUCGCCAAUGAAAGCUCAGUUAUCCAGUCUCCCAAAUCAACCAACAUGUCAGAUGUUUGUGUCUGGAUAAUCCAGCUACCAGCCGACCCAAAAAUCAAGAAUAUUUCGGUGAUUAAUUUUGAAUUGGUCGUCAAGAACUCUUCAAGUAAAAACAAUUUGAGUAAUUCAGUGACAAUACACGAUGGUGGUUCCAUUCGAGCUCCGGUACUUCUGACAAAUAAUUCCCAGAAUUCAACACAGAUUAUGUCACGGACCGAUACUCUCUUGAUCAUGUAUAAUAUGAGUGGGUCGUCCAACACUUCCUUUACCUUUAAUUACACUCGUUAUGUGUGUAAAUAUUUAUGUAAAAAUGGAGUCUGUCUUCAACCCAGCUGGCGAUGUAACCAGAUAGAUGAGUGUGGAGACAAUACUGAUGAACAGAAUUGUGUGUACCCCUUCCCCCCUACAACUACCCCCUCCCCCAGCAAGGGUGGUGGAAAUUCUGGAGUGGCCAGUUAUUGGGUGGUGCUAUGCCUGUUAUUUGGAAUCAUCAUGGGAGUCCUGUUUGCUAUUUUCGUUCCUCGUAUCUACAAACGCAUGCGAUUCCAGAACUACAGCACUCUUCGAGAAUCUAAUAACCCCAUUGUGUAGAUUCCAGGAUUCCAAAUUUUACUUACGAAUUAAUCUAACAUUCCAUAGACUUUUAGAUCACAUAUUUGAUUGUUGAUUCUGAAACAGGAAAUUGCAGUCAUAAAUUUUGCUUUGAUCAGAAAUCCUGUUUGUAUUUCUUACAUGUAAAUUGAACUUGGAAAUUCCUGCUCAUGAUUGGAUAUCAAUGUUUUAUAUAGAUUGUAAACGGCCCUGAUAAGUAUGCAGAAAAGAAAUCAAAAUGAAUUUACAGCAUUAUAUCAUCUUCACAAUAUCAAGCUAAUAUAAACUCUGUCUAAUACCUUGACAUCAUUAGGUACUAUCUUAUGGAACGUUGUAAAUGCAGCAAUUAUUGGAUUGAAUACUUAAAUACGGCCAAUUGAAGCCCUCGACUGAAAGUCUGAACAAUAUGGCUGUGCUGCGUGUAAGGACCAUUCACAUCUGCCAUUGUAGUUGCCAUCUCUAUACUUUCUAUCAAGACUUUUGAUUGGCUACAUUCAAAUCUGAGAAGGGAGAUAAAUCAUAUAUUGUAUGCUCAUAACUAGUUUGUAAUAGCUUGACAUUAUGAAGAUGACAUGAGAGAGACCUCUUGAGUAAAACUAAAUGUAUUAAUGUAAUUAUGAAGAACAUAUCAAUUAUAAAAAGCAGUUAUUCCCCUUGAACUGUAAAUUUAUAUGAAAAUAUUUAGGUAAUGGGAUUUAGAUAGUUAAAUGUUCAGAAUAUUUGGUGAUUUUUUUUGCUCAUCAAGAGAUGUUACAAAAUAAAAACACAUAGAUCAUUUUGCUUUGAG